ACGUGAUUAGGCGUGUUUACCUACAAUGUAGCAAGACCACCAAUCCGUGUUUACCAACCUCAACCUCAAAUGUGAAAAAGCACAGUCGAGUUCAGAGUCACAACCAUUUACUGGAUUUAAAUCCGAUUCUCCGUUUAUUUUUCGCUAAUAACUGUUCAAUGCAUCCGAGAGAAGCAGACCUGAGUGUGUAGUUUGCGGCCAAACGAGCAGACGAGCGGACUCGGUGAAGGGUGAGCUCUUUGAGGGAUACUGGACUAACAGAUGCAUACCGGUACCUAAAUCUGCUGCCAGCCUCGUUAUGGGCAUUAUAGAGGAGACUGAUGUGGAGCAGGUGACCCUGGCUCUUUUGGAUGCUGCCAAUGACAGGGAUCCUGUGGUGCAGGAGCAGGUCAGGAAGUCAAUCUUGACAGUGGGGAACCAGCAGCCUGAUAAGGUCCUGUCAAUGUGCCAGGACUACCUGGUGAAACACCCAAAGCUUGUGGUCAGCCACAGAGUGGUGAUCUUGCAAACCAUUGAGUUGGUGGUGAAGAGCAGGAUUGAUAACAUCAGUUACCCCAAGAUUAAGAGUGUCAUACAUCUGGCGUCGGAUGAGAUGACCAAAUCAAAGGACGUUGUCCCAGAAUGGCAGCAAGCAGCUAGUAAUAUUUUGGUUGCUGUGGGCAACAAAUAUAUCAAUGACAUUAUGGAGGAGAUUCUCACCAAGUUUCAGCCGGGAGUUUUGCCACACUUUUUUGUGGUCCAAACACUAGCGAAUUUGUCAGAAUCGAAUGUAUAUGGCAUGGUGCCUUUUCUCAAUGCUAUAAUGGGGACCAUGUUGCCCAUGCUGGGCAUGGCCAAACAGGACAACAUGAAAUGGGUCUUUUCUUCUGCUCUCUGCCGCUUCAGCGAGAGCAUUCUAGAGUAUCUGGCCAAUUUGGAUAAGGCACCUGACCCCACCGUGCGCAAAGACACCUUCUCCAGUGAGAUCUUCUCGGCUUACGACAUCUUAUUCAGCAACUGGAUCCAAAGCAGAGAUUCCAAGCUGCGUCUGACUGUAGCGGAGGCCGUCGGGUCAAUGAGUCACCUGAUGGCUCAUGAUAAACUGGAAGAGCAGCUUCCCAAACUUCUUCCCACUAUACUGGGACUCUACAAAAAGAAUGCAGAACACUACAUCAUUAGCAAGAGUUUGUGUCAGAUUCUGGAGGCUUCUGUGAAUAUGGGCAGCAGAGUAUUGGAAACACAGAUUGAUGGUCUUUUACUCGCUCUGCACCAACAGAUAUGUUCACCUUUGGACUUUAAAAACCCUCCCACUGUGAAAAACCACAAUGAGGUGCUGCGAUGCUUCAGUAUUCUUGCAAACACGUUCCCCGACCGUCUGAUGGUGUUUGUUCUCCAGAGGCUGGAGAACAGUAAUGAGAGGAACAGAAUGGGCUCUCUGGCUGUGCUCAAACACCUCAUCAACUCAUCCACCUCAACUAUGGAAACCAAAAAACUUCUCAUUCUUGCCAGCAUCAGACAACCUUUGGCUGACCACAGCAAUAAGGUAAAGAAGAGCGUUGUGCAGGUGAUCAGUGCGAUGGCUCAUCAUGGAUACUUGGAGCUGGAUGGAGGAGACCUGCUUGUCCGAUUUAUCAUCCAGCAUUGUGCUCUACCAGACACUUGCAAUCGAGGACAGCGACCACCAGACCCAGAAGAGGUGACCAAUGAAGCUCUGCGAAGCAUGUGUGACAACACGCUGCACCUUUUCACUACUACGGUGGGACAGCUUACUGACGUUCUGUGGCCAAUGCUGCUUUGCUACCUGACCCCAAACCAGUAUUCCAAUGCCACAACCCCCCUGUGCAAGAGUUUAAUUCUGCUGGCCAAUAAAAAACGAGCAGCACAAGAACCCAGCUUUAUCAUCGACUUCAAUGCACAAGGCUCCAAUCUUCCCUCACAGUAUAUUCUGAUGAUAAGGCUCUUGGUUAAUGCCUCGUUCCCAUUUCGAUGUCGUGGGCACGGCGCUCCCUCUCUGAGUCUGCUCAAUGCAAUAAGCCCUAACAUUCACCCUAAAGUCAAACUACUAUGGGACGACCAAAUUCCAAAGUUACUCGAUUAUCUUGAAGAAAAAUCAGAAGAGUCUUUGGACCAAAAGAAUUGGGAAGAAAGUUUACUUCAGCUCCUGUCUAAAACCCUGGCAGUCAUUGAUGAUGGGAAGUGGAUCGCUCAGCUUGCAGGUGAAGCCACACGAUAUCUUCCUACGUACAACAGCUCACUGGAGGAGAAGAGUUUUUUGUACAGGUGUAUUGGUACGAUUCUUCAGCAGUGCUGUAAUAAAGAACUGGUCAGAAAACAGCUACAGGAGAUCCUGAUCAACGCUCGCCACAAUGAGGCAAUCGAAAGAACGGGUGUUGCAAUGGGAAUUGGGCUGUGUGCUAGCAGCCAUCUUGAUGGCACUCUCAAAAACUUGGAAGAGUUUGGGAAAUCUGACACUUUCAGGAAAGCCUCAGGGAUAUUUAGUCUUCUCAAAGAUAAAAAUGAUGUUGAUGUGGAGAAAAUUAAAAGCACACUGAUUUUAUGUUAUGGAUACGUGGCACUAAACGCACCAGAAGAUCAACUCCUCACUCGCCUUGAUUGUGACAUUCUCCAUAACAUCUCCAAGCACUUCAACACCAAGGUUCUGGGAAUAAAAGUAGAGACCAAGGACCUCACUAUGAAACUCAGUCUUAUCCACAGCGUUGGACUCAUUGCAAAGGCGAUCAGCACUUCUGUCCGUAAACAGGGUUUCCAGUUCUCCCGCAAACAUGAGCUGAUGGGUGUAAUGACGGAUUUUAUCAAAGCUGAACCAGCAGAUGUCAUGCGGACCCCUGUUCGCUAUCUAGUUUUGACCACAUGUGCCAAUCUCAUAAAUUUAGACCCUCCUUUAACAGAAAACGAAAACUUUGAGUUGCUGAGAACGUGUGUAAAUGGAAUUUAUGGGCUUCCUACUCCGGACACGCCAGAUAAAGGGAAAGAUGAAGACGCCUUGGAUCCACAGCAGAGAGAGGUUUUAUAUUCCGACACCUUUAAUGCUCUUCAUGAAUUGCUGAAAAAUGUGUUACGCAGAGACUUGAGUCCUGAUGGUCUUCAGGCUGUGUUCAAGCAUAUAGAGGGCUGGUUGAGCUCAGGGCAAAAUUAUGAGCGGGAGAGAGCAGUGAACACUACCGCUGAGUUACUAAAGUUUUAUUUGGACAGUCUCAAUGUAAAGAACUUGGUGACAUUCCAUAAUCUGGGAGCUCUUUUGGGACGUCUGGCCCCAAGAUGCACAGACCCAAACCCUGAGGUCCGCAGGGCAGCCAUAGACUGUGUUUACAGCCUGCUGUACAUUGAGCUGCGCUAUGAAGGCUUCUCAUUGGACCACAAGGAUGAGUCAAUCGAGAGCAUGUUAGAUAUCCGUGAGAAACUAAACAAUCCUGACCAUUCGGUCUUGUACAAAACUUGCUCUGACUUGACCAAGAUCAUCAGUAAGCGUCUGCCACAACAUCAGUUGAGCCCCCUCCUUUUUAUGUUGUUCGAUGGUUUGGUGGACUCUCAGUCCAACUGCUCCAGAGCCUCCAGUGUGAUCAUCAAUUCUUUGCUAAAGAACAGAGGUGCUGGACUGCAAGAUCUGGUGCCAGAGAUUUUAGAAGUGUUACACAAUCGGCUGCAGCUGAUUGGUGAAGAGCAGGUGAGGGUGGCCGUCGGUCAGUCUAUCCUCAUCCUCGCCACACAGCAUCUUCAAACACUUGUGAACACGCUUGUCGCCUACCCGCUGCCUUACGACAGCUGGAGCUGUGAGAUGUGGAUGGCUCUUGGAGCAGACAGCACUUUGGCCCUGCAAAUCAUGGAAAUGAUUAUUGAGAAGCUGAAUGUCAUGGUCCCCUACGUAGAUAAGAAGGAGUCCAUGCUGAGGCCGGGCUUGACCAAAGUUGCCACCAGCCAACCACUAGCUAUGACGUGUGGCCUGCGUGAGAUGAUGUUGAAUGGUCAGUCAGCAGAUGCGGUGGCCUCUCUCUUUCCACAACUCUUCAGCACGCUGCUGGUGCGUCUGGGCUCAAGCGUGGGAGUUCAGCUGCCCAAAGACCUCAACAGUAACAGUAUCAUCUCAGACCGUAAAACCACCAGCAAAAUCAACAUGGCCAGCUUUGACGUCUGUGGAGUGGCGGUAGAGGCUCUGCGGAUCCUGUUGGCUCGAGCUCAGCUGGACGCUGUCAUGAAACUAUUAGAUCAGGAGGGAGCUUGGGACAAACUGAAGGACCCACAGCAGCACACGACAGGUGUCACGCUACUCUCCAGAGCAAUGGCAAAGCAUGCUGGUCCACGUCUCCCGGCCAUUGUGGAGAAUAUCUGUCCAUCUCUUAAUAAUAUCUAUGAAUGUCAGAGGAUCACAGUCACAGCCUUCUUCUCUGAGCUGCUAAAUCACCAUGUUGCGACCGAACUGAUGAUUUUGGACAUGUUAAUGAACAACAUGAUGGAGAGAAUAACCGACUCUUGCAGUACCGUCCGUAUGCUGGCGAUCCGAGGCCUGGGGAACAUUGCAGUGGGUUCACCUGAAAAGGUGAAUAAAUAUGCGAAGGAGCUUCUAGCAGCCAUGAGUUCAGGUAUGGAGGAAAACGAUGAUCCAGGAAAACAAAUCACACUGGAAGCCAUGUCAGGCAUGUCUAAGAUACUGCUUUACCUGGACCAGAAGAAUGUCCAUCUGCUUGUGGUUUACAUAUUCAUGAAGAUCAAACCCUUUCUGGAGAAUGAGAACAAUGAGAUUCGAUGUGCUUCCAUCAUGCUCCUGGGGAACCUCUCGAAGUUUGGCUUGGGUGAGCCUGUUUUUAGGGACCAGAUUCACAAUGUUCUGGUCAGCUUGCUGUUGCACCUCAGUGAUCCCAACCCUCAGGUGGUGAAGGCAUGUAAGUAUGCCAUGCGCGUGUGUGCUCCGGCUGUAGGAUCAGAGCAGAUCUCCACCAUGUUCCUGAAUCAUCUUCAUGAGGACAAGGGUCUGCAUUACGGAGAGUUCAUUAAUGACCUCACUAAAUACCUGAUCCAGGAUUUUCCAGGCAUGCUGAACUUCUACCACAUCACAGUGAUUCAGUUUUUCAAAAGUAACUGGUCUGAGAUCAGAGCAAGUGCUGCCAUGUUUAUUGGUUUUUUGCUCGGGAACCUACCAGAUGAACACUUCUCUCACAUGAAUAUGGGAUCAGUGACUAAGGGUCUUGUGAUGUUGCUGCAGGAUCCAGAUCCUCUUGUGCGGGUUAAAGCCGCAGAGGCCAUGGGUCAUUUUCACUGAUGUCAUUUCUGCUCAUCAGAUUAGUCUUAAAUUUUAAGUUGCAUUUAUUAAGGAGACAGCCUUGAAUUGUUGUUCUAUAAUAGACCUUUAACGGUUUUAAAUAAGGACCAAAGACUGUGCACUAGUUCUGUAAGAAAAGAGAAAAAUAAAAAGUAGAAUACAUAUAUUGACCUUACAGCACUUUUAAGCACAUGUGUUUUGAAGCAUUGUUGUACACUACAUAGCUAAUUUAUAUGACCAUGCCUGUAAAGUCUAGGCUAAAUUAUAUUAUUAUAAGAUUAUAAGCUUCAGAUUUGAGCUCAUUCAGUCACUGUUAAAUAUAUCAAGGUUAUGGUUUUACUGAAUGUUCUUUGUAUCAUGUAGGCUCAAUUUAAAAAGAUGACUCUAGUUGGGAUUUUACAGACUUGGUCACAUAUAGACACACUCAUUCUAAUUAAAGUGUUUUGCUGUUUACCUACAGUAUAAUCAGA
This is a messenger RNA of Misgurnus anguillicaudatus (oriental weatherfish), 5724 nucleotides long. NCBI's taxonomy places the organism in Eukaryota, Metazoa, Chordata, Actinopteri, Cypriniformes, Cobitidae. The record is from RefSeq and is a predicted model, not a curated record.